UUACAGUUGCAGUUGCUUUUUAACAUAUGUCAAGAUGUUGCAAUAUAUGCCGCAUAGCCUAACACGCGAGCUGAUUAACUAUCAAAAUGAGGAAGAGAAAAAGAUAUUAAGCCUGGCAGUGGAUGCAGAUGACAAGCAACGCCUACAGGAAAUGUAUGCAGCACUCAAAAUAAAAAACAGCGAUUUGAGAAGGGUGCACAGUGCCGCAGAGGUGAACAUGUUAUGCCGCCGAACAAAGCUGCGUGUCAAUAUGACGCUCUUCAAUUGUGUGUGGGACGCCAAGCGGCGGCUGCGGCGUAAGGAUCGCCGGGCCAAUCGUUCCGAUUGCUACAUCAAUGCCAUGUUGAUCAAGGCUGUGCACAGGCGUGAGAUACUGCCCUAUACGGACGACGAGAUAGCCAAAUGCAAUCACAUACGCAGCUGCCAGCUGAAAAAAGAUAAUAACUGCCGGCUCGAUCGUUGGCGCUGCGAUCAAAAGUACAGCGAAUCGGCCGUUCUGCAGGAAACGCGGGCAAAAGAAGAUGCUCAGCUCAGCAAUGUCAGCGUUAGGGAAUCGCAAUUGUGGCAUUCGGAGACGUUGGAGCUUAAUAAGGAAGUCUGCGCACUGGAUGCCAUGCACAUUAAUACCCUGUCAAUGUCCAUCGAUACACAGCUGACCCAGACGCUAAACCAAGAGCUCGAGAGCAAUGAUGAAGAUUGGGCACUCGAUGCCAUGCUACUUAACGUCGAGUCCAUGUCCAUUGAUGCACCGUCAACCCAAGAGCUGGAGAAUGACUUGCUUCCUAAAGCCGAGUCAAUUACCAGAGAUACACAGCUGACACUGACGCCAAAUCAAGAGCUAGAAGACUGGGCAAUGGAUGCCAUGCUCCUUAAUACCGAAUCCAUUGACAUUGAUACACAUUUGACAAAAGCCCAAAUCCAAGAGCUGGAGAACAAAAUUGAUAAAUGGGUGCUGGAAGCCCUGCGCCUUAAUACCGCAUCGAUGGCCAUUGAUAAACAGCUGAUAAAGACGCCGAACCAAGAGCUGGAAAAUAACAAUAAUGAAGAUUGGGCAAUGGAUGCAAUGCUGCUUAACGCCAAAACCAUCGGCAUUGAUACACAGUUGAUACAAACUCCAUCUCAGGCCCUAGGGCAUAAACUUGAAGACUGGGCCAUGCUGCUCAAUACCGAGUCCAUGACUAUUAAUGCACAGCUGCCGCAGACGCCAACCGCUGACACAGCUGGACAAAAGUGACGCAUAUGCCAUGGUUGAUACAUACAUACAUACCCCACAGUUCCCG
This is a messenger RNA of Drosophila montana, 1280 nucleotides long. RefSeq names its product telomere-binding protein cav-like. The record is from RefSeq and is a predicted model, not a curated record. Bases 35 to 1234 code for a protein of 399 amino acids. The transcript has 2 exons. NCBI's taxonomy places the organism in Eukaryota, Metazoa, Arthropoda, Insecta, Diptera, Drosophilidae.